This is a messenger RNA of Sorex fumeus (smoky shrew), 1363 nucleotides long. RefSeq names its product activating transcription factor 4 (gene ATF4). Bases 264 to 1298 code for a protein of 344 amino acids. The record is from RefSeq and is a predicted model, not a curated record. Gene Ontology annotation, cellular component: ATF1-ATF4 transcription factor complex; ATF4-CREB1 transcription factor complex; nucleus. The transcript has 3 exons. Gene Ontology annotation, molecular function: RNA polymerase II transcription regulatory region sequence-specific DNA binding; DNA-binding transcription activator activity, RNA polymerase II-specific. NCBI's taxonomy places the organism in Eukaryota, Metazoa, Chordata, Mammalia, Eulipotyphla, Soricidae. Gene Ontology annotation, biological process: regulation of transcription by RNA polymerase II.
AUGUGGGUUGUGGUGUCGUGAGCGCGCGCCUGUCUCCUCCGCUCCCACAGGGUCCGCAGCCGCCAUGGCGCAUUAGAGGCAGCAGUGCCUGCGGCAGCAUCGGCCUUUGCAGCGGCGGCAGCAGCACCAGGCUCUGCAGCGGCACCCCCCAGCGGCUUAAGCCAUGGCGCUUCUCACGGCCUUGAGCAGCAGCGUUGCUGUCACCGACAAAGACACCUUCGAGCUGAGCACGUCCCCCGAGUCCGGCAGCCGAGCCCCGCAGCAUGGCCGAGAUGAGCUUCCUGGGCAGCGAGGUGUUGGGGGGGGACUUGAUGUCCCCCUUCGACCCGUCGGGUUUGGGGGCUGAAGAGGGCCUCGGCCUCCUGGACGACUACCUGGAGGUGGCCAAGCACUUCAGACCCCAUGGGCUCUCCGGCGACAAGGCUAGGGCGGGCUGCUCCGAGUGGCUGGCGGUGGACGGCGGCAAGGAAGAUGCCUUCUCGGGCACAGACUGGAUGGUGGAGAAGAUGGAUCUGAAGGAGUUUGACUUCGACAGCCUGCUGAAUCUCGGCGACCUGGACAUGCCCGACGAGCUCUUAGCCACGCUGGACACCGGCGGCCUCUUUGACCCACUCCAGGAGAGUGACAAGGAGCCCCCCCAGGUCGAGAACCCCAUUGGCCAUCUUCCAGAAAGUUCCCCGAAAGCAGACCAGGUUGCCCCCUUCACCUUCCUGCAGCCGCUGCCCCCCUCUCCCGGCCCGCUGCCCUCCACUCCAGACCACGCCUUUAGCUUAGAGCUGGGCAGCGAGGUGGUGAUCGCUGCCGGGGACAGGAAGCCCGAUGCCGCGGCCCCCGCCACUGCCAUCUCUCUGUGCAUAAAGGAGGAAGAUGCCCCCUCAGACAACGACAGCGGCGUCUGCAUGAGCCCCGACUCCUACCUGGGCUCCCCCCAGCAUAGCCCCCCUGCCACCAGGGGCUCGCCCAGUAGGGGCCUGCUCUCCUCCCCAGGUGCCCUCUGUGGUGGCCCUGCCCGCCCCAAGCCCUACGACCCUCCUGGGGAGAGGAUGGUGGCAGCAAAGCUCAAGGGCGAGAAGCUAGACAAGAAGCUGAAGAAGAUGGAGCAGAACAAGACGGCAGCCACCAGGUACCGCCAGAAGAAGCGGGCGGAGCAGGAGGCCCUGACGGGCGAGUGCAGAGAGCUGGAGAAGAAGAACGAGGCUCUGAAAGAGCGCGCCGACUCCCUGGCCAAGGAGAUCCAGUACCUGAAAGACCUGAUGGAGGAGGUCCGCAGGGCCAGGGGCAAGAAGCGGGUGCCCUAGCUAGACUGGAGUGUGCUUGUACAUAGGCUUGCGCUGGUGUUGUAAUAAAUUAUUUUGUAGCAUAA